CUUUGAUCUGGACCAACAAGCACGUCUUUUUUUUCUUUGUUCUUCACACAUCUUUGGCAUCACUCUUCAUUAAUCCUUUCUCCUAUUGUUUGGCGAUUAUUGUCACCCUCGCGUCUUCACAUAUCUCAGUUUUCAUCCUACAAUCCCGAACAUUGUGUUUCAGAUCUCUACUUCGACUUCCCGAUCAUGACUAUCGCUACCAUUAGCUAGAAUUGUAUAUCUCACCCAGAGAGAGCUGCACAACAUCCACACACCCAAGUAACAUCGGUCAGCUGUUCCAUCACUUAGUCGCCAACAGCAGAAUUGUGUACGCCAUGGCUUCACCGGCUAUUCAGCCUGUCAGACCUUCUGGUUCGAUCGACCUACGACGUCCCGGCGAGUAUCCCAUCGUGCUGGGCGACAGCUUGAAGGAUGAGAACUCGAAAGCGUACCUACUCAAUGUUCGUUACAAUUGGCAGCCACAGUCCGGAUUCAAAUCCGGUCAGGGCAAACUUACAGAAUCUGGCGGCAGAUAUCAGCUAGCAGUACAGGAUGAUAAUGACGGCGGAGAUUACAAUUACACCGGCAGCCUGAACGCCUCCAAGUCUGGAAAGGAUGGCGAAAAAUCUACUGCGUUAGCCCUGGUGUUCGACAAGUCCAGAUCCGUCUUUGUUCUUGAGGCACUUUCGGCAACUCUAGAUAUGAACCUCGAGUCUGGUCCAGGCCAGCCAUCCAAAGACGCACGUGAACUACCGCCGUUACCAACCUCUGUACAAGCCUCUCAGAAUCCUAUAUAUAAAGGUAUCAGUAGCAGCAAGUCCCGAUCAGCAGACGAUGAGACACCUGAUGCUUCAAACCCGUACGACUUUAGACACUUUCUGGCCGAAGCACGCGACAACAUGGAAAAGUCCACACAACAACCGGGCAACAGGACGCCCAACCCUGGAGGAAAUCUGACCCCUAUGAGCAGUAUCUCCACACCGAUUCCUGGCUCGAGCCGCUUCAAAGCCACAACACCACAAUUUCGACCUAACCCAGCAGCCACCAAGACAUCACAGCAGAAGGGCCGUAGGGGUCCUGACACAAAGGGUGCGCGGCCAUCUGCUGCGCCCAAGACUAGCAACAAGCGAGAGCCCAUAAAGUCAUCAAACAAACCACUAAGCAAAGCCCGUGUCUCGGACUCCGACGAAGACGAUGAGCAAGCCACCAUCGAUGUUUCGAGAGCUGUGUCCAAAUCGACCACCGCAAAUACAUUGAAACCGACCGCUACACGACCCAACCAAGCACCUGGGAGGGGUCACGCACGAAACAGAUCCGCCAACAUGGGUAGCUCCCCACACAUCAUUAUCAAUGACGACGAUGGCGGCCUGGAGAUAGAUAUGGGCAGCCCGCCGCCAGAGGACCGCGCGAGACGUAACAGAGUCGACCCCGAGAUGUUCCGCAGCCACACAGGCACACCAGUCGCCGGGUUAAGUUCGAACACAAGACCGAUGUCUAGACCUGCCGAUGAGAACCGUGAGCGGACCCGAGACAAGGAUGUGUCAAUGAAAGAUAUUGAAGGUGGCACGAGCGCGUCCGAGGACGGGGAUGUCGAAGAGUUCGAGUUGGGUAGCCCACGCGACAAGAGUCUCGGUGUGCCGCAUAGCGGUGAUGUGACUAUGGCGGAGGAUGACGAGGAGACACAACCGCAAAAGGCGCCCGUGGUGGCCAACAACGACGACAUCGACGAUGAAGACUUGUUGGCUGCCGAGCUCGAGGCUGCGUUGGAAGCGGAAGAUGAUGAGGCGGCGACCCACGGCAACAACGUUGGUCUGGGUAUCGGCAUGCACACGGUGCAGGACGACGAGAGUGAGGUCAGUGAGGAGGAAUAGCGAUAUUUUCCGCAGAAUAGAUGGUAUUCAUGAACAUCUACAACAGGUCUCAGGCUGAAAUGUAGUCGACCGGCCUUAUAUCUCAACUGGCACGUGUCCGAGUCGCUAUCAA
Molecule: messenger RNA, 1962 nt
Organism: Exophiala viscosa
Lineage: Eukaryota; Fungi; Ascomycota; Eurotiomycetes; Chaetothyriales; Herpotrichiellaceae
Exons: 1
Coding region: 315-1850 (511 amino acids)
Source: RefSeq, a predicted model, not a curated record